AAGAAGGCUGCAUACCCGAUGCAUUGGCCCCGUGGAUGGACCGAGUGUCUGAUGUGACUCCAAGUCAAACAAAGGAGGACAAAGGAAGUGUUCAUGGCCUUUGGCAGGUUUACUGCGCACGGUCCUUACUUGAGGCAUGCACGGCCACAACAACAUCCUGGUAUAAAUACGCUUGUACGCCCCUCCCCCUCUUCGCUUCAACGUCCUUCAUCUCUUCACUCAGACAACCAUGUUCUUUUCGGGUCUCCCUGAAGAGAUGAUCUCACGCAUUCUUUCCCAGGCUAUACGCUACUCGUUGCAUUCAGCACGGAUCUAUAAUCCGUGGGCGCAGGAGGACUUCAUAAAACCACGUCGUGUCACUGAUGUGGUCUUGGUAUGCAAGUCCUGGAACCGCAUAGGCAUGCCAUUCCUAUGUGAGCACCUGUCGAUGUCAACUCCGGAGCACACCGCGAACGUUGCCAAAGUCCUGCGUGCAAAGCCGAAACUCGGACGCCACGUCAAGCACAUGAGGCUCAGGGGCGGUUUUAGCCCCGACCUGCUCGACAUCGUGCGGCUCCUACCUCCAAGGCUAGAGCACCUCUGGAUCUCCGUAGGACCUGAUGACGGCGCUGCCUUCCUACUCGAAGUCUUGCCCAUGUUGAACCCGAGGACGUUGCACUUGAAUGACCCGUUGCAGCCCUUCGCGGACAUGCAUCGGCGGGGCGCAACGAUGAAGGAGGCUAUACGCUUGAUCAUGCAUCUUAUAGCUACCGGAAAAUGGGCCUUGCUCGUGCAGGAGCAGUAUAUGUGCAUACAAAGAAUCACCAGCUACUACCACAAGACGCUCACAGCUGCCCUUGCCGCAUGCCCUACCCUCCAGCAAGUCAAGUACGAUUAUCGUACUCUUGACCACACAGCCCUCAGCAAGAUCAUUCUCAAUCCUAAUUUGAAACGAAUGAUAUGCGUCAUCGGCUGGGAGAAGCGUAGAGGUUACGAUUGUCUCGAAAGGCUCCUUCUUCCCUGGGUGAAGGAUGACGCAGUCUUGCGGACGCGCGCCUUUCAGAUUUUCGGCUUUUGCAGCUCGUUCGAGCGUGAAGACUGGUUUGAGUUCUGCAGAGACAUGUCACAAUGUCGCGAAAACCUGGCACGCAAUGACCCUCCUGUCUCCGAAGCUAUGCUGAAGGAAAGGACUCGGGAGCUCGCUGCUUCAUAUGGAUUACUUUAGGCCGCUUGUUUCCCUGAAGAGAACCUCCUCGGCGCGGACGUUGGAACAAACAUUAUUUGCGAGGCGGAAUAUGGGUCAGUUUAGGUUUAUGGUGUCAGUUCUAUUACCACUCGCUUCUUCUCGAUGUAUGCUAUAACGGUAUGGAUGUGGCGUCGUGGCAUACGUAGCUCGAGUUCAAUGUAUCGACUGGUAGUGACGUGACAAACAUUUUAAAUGGAGGAAGGC
Messenger RNA from Phanerochaete carnosa HHB-10118-sp, 1429 nucleotides. RefSeq lists its product as uncharacterized. The transcript has 2 exons. The record is from RefSeq and is a predicted model, not a curated record. NCBI's taxonomy places the organism in Eukaryota, Fungi, Basidiomycota, Agaricomycetes, Polyporales, Phanerochaetaceae. The coding region runs from base 230 to 1204 and encodes 324 amino acids.